Messenger RNA from Geodia barretti, 797 nucleotides. Lineage: Eukaryota; Metazoa; Porifera; Demospongiae; Tetractinellida; Geodiidae. The record is from the annotation of a GenBank genome assembly.
CUUGUUCACUCUGUAGCUUGACUGUGAAUGGGAGUAUGGAAGGUGUGGCAGAGUGUGCUCGGCAUCCUGUGCAGUGGACACGACGGUGGUACACCAAUCAUCACACAGGAACCGCACGCAUGGAGAAGGGAUUGUCCUGUUUCGUCGUUCGCACGACAGUCAAAACUGUUAGAGUAGCACCGACGCUCGAUACCUUGCCAACCUGUGACUGCGAAUGGGAGUAUGGAGAAUGUGACAGUUUGCUCGGAUCACCUGUGGGUAAAGGGAAUCACUUCUGUCAACCAAUCAUUACGCAACAACCACAGCACGCAGGAAGAGAAUUGCCCUGAUUUUGUUCGCAAUAGACAGUCACGACUACUGGAGUCACCCAUCCUAAACCUUGCCCUGUUGACUGUGAGUGGAAUACAGAGAUUGCAGCUCCUGCUCACCAUCUUGUGCUCUGCAACCAGAGACCUGCACUCCAUUCGUCACUAGAGCUAGCAGAAAAUGGAGGAGAGGAAUGCCCUGUGAUUGAACCGGUGGAAGUGGAGUGCACUGAUCUUCCAGAAUGCCGUAAGAAAGUCACAUCACUAAGUAUUAAUUGUUUUGUUACAGAGUAAGGCAUGAUAAGCACUUGCGGCUUUUGAUCAACAAUUCUAGUCCUGUAUUUGUACACAAGCUGCAUUGUAGGUGCCACUGAAUCCACUCUAGCUAUUUAUUACACAAUCAACUAGUAGUAAAAUUCUGGGUUUUAGUUUGUGUCAGUAAGGUGAAGCAGAAAGAGAAUAGAAGUAGUUCACAGAUAAUUGUGACUCUGU